AUGUUUAUUGAAAAUCCAUUUAUUAGAGCAUUUAAUGAAUUAUGUAGUUCACAUAAUCCAUCAUGUCCUAAUCCAUUACAAUGUAUUAAUGGAUAUUGUUUAUGUUCAACUAUUGGUAAAACAACUGAUGAAAAAAAUCCACUUUCUUUUUGGACUGGUGAAGAAUGCAUUAAAUGUCCACUUCAUUAUACAACUUCAGGUACAAAAUGUUAUAAUUUGAUAUUAGGUGAUAAUAAUCAAUUGGCAUGGGAUCCUGCACGUGAACAUUGUCAAAAAGAUGGUGGUGAUCUUUUUGUUAUUCGUAGCAAGAACGAAGUAUUUGAUUCGAUUGUUGUUUUUAUUCGAGAAAGUAUUAUAGAAAAUGAAAUGUAUCAAAAAACUCCACGUAAUGGUACACAAUUUGCUAGUAUAUGGAUAGGAGCAAAAUUAGUUGAUUGGUCUGGUAAAGGUCAAUAUAAUUUAGUUUCUCAUGGACCAUCUUUAACAAAAAUAAGUCCAUAUUGGUGUAAACAAGAGUCACCACUUGAACAAGAACCAAAUUAUGUAGCAUUAAAAACGACUGGAGAACGACAAUCAUGUAUUGGUUUAGCUCUUUUUAAAGAUGCAUUAGUUUGUAUGCAUGAUUGGUUUUGUAGUUGGAGAACGUAUACUCUUUGUGAAAUUCAUCCACCACCACCACAGACAACAACAACUAUAAUUAUAGAUACAGCUACAUUCAAGAAAGCUGAUCAUUAUGUUGAAUCAACAUUAGUUGAAACUGGCGAUGAUGAAGAAUCUGAUCCUAUAUGA
Rotaria sordida is the source of this 789-nucleotide messenger RNA. The record is from the annotation of a GenBank genome assembly. NCBI's taxonomy places the organism in Eukaryota, Metazoa, Rotifera, Eurotatoria, Philodinida, Philodinidae.